AUGGGUGGUGAAGAACUAAUAAGUGAUUAUUAUAAUAGCGUUGCAAAGGUGAACCAAAAGUAUAAAAACAAAGCUACACUUGUCUGGGUAAUGCGUAACUAUGCAAUCAAGCACAGGUUUAAUUUCAAAGCUGAGAGAUCUGACAAGCAGAGUUAUGUCUUGCUAUACAAAUCGCCGAAAUGUAGUUGGGUAUUCAAGGCGUCCUGUAAGCAUGGUACUGAUACAUUUAUAGUACUUACUUUCAACGAUGAACACACCUGUUCAAUAAUGGACAAAGUAUUUGAGCAGCAGCAUGCAACCAUUGCCUUUGUAGCUGGAAUAACAGCUCCAAAGUUGGUGAACUACAAAAGAAUAAUCACCCCAAGCGACAUUAUUGAAGAUAUAAAAAUAAAACUUGGUUUAGACAUAGAUUACAUAAAGGCGUGGCGUUCUAAAGAACGUGCUUUAAAGAUAUUGAGAAGGCGACCAGCUGACGAAUAUAAGAAAAUACCUACCUACGUAUUCAUGUUAAACCAUAAGUCUCCGGAUAAUCAGUUCAUGUAUCUAUUCGUAGCACUACAACCUUUUAUUAGGGGAUUUGGGUUUUGUAGGUCUGUUGUGGUAGUAGACGGUAGACACAUGAGAGGACCAUAUCAGGGAACAUUUAUUUUAGCUAGCACACUUGAUGGAGCAGAUAUUGCACGUAGUGAUUUAUUUAUUUUCUUACAAAUGAUGCAAUUCAAGUGUGCUUUCGGUGAGCGCGAUAAUAUGUGCAUUGUCUCUGAUAGACAUGAAAGCAUAAUCAAGGCAGUUGGUGUGAUCUAUCCGUGUAUACCACAUUUUGCUUGUAUUUGGCAUCUUUGGAAUAAUGUCUGCACGAAUUAUAGAAAGAGUAAGGACAAGCUGACCGGCGAGUUUUUUGCCAUGGCUAAAGGACAAGUUGACCGGCGAGUUUUUUGUCAUGGCUAA
Messenger RNA from Capsicum annuum, 948 nucleotides. RefSeq lists its product as uncharacterized. The transcript is spliced from 3 exons. NCBI's taxonomy places the organism in Eukaryota, Viridiplantae, Streptophyta, Magnoliopsida, Solanales, Solanaceae. Bases 1 to 948 code for a protein of 315 amino acids. The record is from RefSeq and is a predicted model, not a curated record.